This is a messenger RNA of Nyctereutes procyonoides (raccoon dog), 2576 nucleotides long. RefSeq names its product LDL receptor related protein 3 (gene LRP3). Gene Ontology annotation, molecular function: protein binding. Gene Ontology annotation, cellular component: plasma membrane. Lineage: Eukaryota; Metazoa; Chordata; Mammalia; Carnivora; Canidae. The transcript has 7 exons. The coding region runs from base 180 to 2501 and encodes 773 amino acids. The record is from RefSeq and is a predicted model, not a curated record.
CCGCCGCUGAGCCCCCGCGGGGCCCGUGACGCCGCGGCCGAUGUGGCCCCGCGCGCUGCCGGCCUGCACCGCCGCACCGAGCCGCCGCCGGAGCCGCCGCGGGAGCCCGAGCCCGAGCCCGAGCCGCAGCCGCAGCGGCCGCAGCCGCAGCCGCAGCCGCAGGCGGGGGCCGGGCGGGCAUGGAGCAGCGCGCGGCCGCGGGGCCGGAGGGGGCGCCGGGCGCCCGGGCGCAGCUGGCCGUCGUCUGCCUGGUGAACAUCGUUCUCACCGGGCGGCUCAGCAGCGCGGUUCCUGCCUUAGCUGCCUGCAGCGGGAAGCUAGAGCAGCACACAGAGCGGCGCGGUGUCAUCUACAGCCCGGCCUGGCCCCUCAACUACCCUCCGGGAACCAACUGCAGCUGGUACAUCCAGGGUGACCGUGGGGACAUGAUCACCAUCAGCUUCCGCAACUUCGAUGUGGAGGAGUCCCACCAGUGCUCCCUGGACUGGCUCAUGCUGGGCCCAGCGGCGCCGCCCCGCCAGGAGGCCUUCCGGCUCUGCGGCUCGGCCAUCCCCCCUGCCUUCAUCUCCGCCCGGGACCACGUCUGGAUCUUCUUCCACUCGGACGCCUCCAGCUCGGGCCAGGCCCAGGGCUUCCGUCUGUCCUACAUCCGAGGGAAGCUGGGCCAGGCGUCCUGCCAGGCCGACGAGUUCCGCUGUGACAACGGCAAGUGCCUGCCGGGCCCGUGGCAGUGCAACACCGUGGACGAGUGCGGCGACGGCUCGGACGAGGGCAACUGCUCGGCGCCCGCGUCGGAGCCUCCGGGCAGCCUGUGCCCCGGGGGCACCUUCCCCUGCAGCGGGGCGCGCUCCACGCGCUGCCUGCCGGCCGAGCGGCGCUGCGACGGCUCGCAGGACUGCGGGGACGGCUCCGACGAGGCGGGCUGCCCCGACCUGGCGUGCGGCCGGCGGCUGGGCAGCUUCUACGGCUCCUUCGCGUCCCCGGACCUGUUCGGCGCGGCGCGCGGGCCGUCGGACCUGCACUGCACGUGGCUGGUGGACACGCAGGACCCGCGGCGCGUGCUGCUGCAGCUGGAGCUGCGCCUGGGCUACGACGACUACGUGCAGGUGUACGAGGGCCUGGGCGAGCGCGGCGACCGCCUGCUGCAGACCCUGUCCUACCGCAGCAACCACCGGCCCGUGAGCCUGGAGGCCGCGCAGGGCCGCCUCACCGUGGCCUACCACGCCCGCGCCCGCAGCGCCGGCCACGGCUUCAACGCCACCUACCAGGUGAAGGGCUACUGCCUCCCGUGGGAGCAGCCGUGCGGCGGCGGCGGCGGCGGCGGCGGCGACGGGGCGGCGGGCGACGCGGGCGAGCAGGGCUGCUUCUCCGAGCCGCAGCGCUGCGACGGCUGGUGGCACUGCGCCAGCGGCCGCGACGAGCAGGGCUGCCCCGCCUGCCCGCCCGACCAGUACCCGUGCGAGGGGGGCAGCGGCCUGUGCUACGCGCCCGCCGACCGCUGCAACAACCAGAAGAGCUGCCCCGACGGCGCCGACGAGAAGAACUGCUUCUCCUGCCAGCCGGGCACCUUCCACUGCGGCACCAACCUGUGCAUUUUCGAGACGUGGCGCUGCGACGGCCAGGAGGACUGCCAGGACGGCAGCGACGAGCACGGCUGCCUGGCGGCGGUGCCGCGCAAGGUCAUCACGGCGGCGCUCAUCGGCAGCCUGGUGUGCGGCCUGCUGCUCGUCAUCGCCCUGGGCUGCGCCUUCAAGCUCUACUCGCUGCGCACCCAGGAGUACAGGGCCUUCGAGACCCAGAUGACCCGCCUGGAGGCCGAGUUUGUGCGGCGGGAGGCGCCCCCGUCCUACGGGCAGCUCAUCGCACAGGGCCUCAUCCCGCCGGUGGAGGACUUCCCCGUCUACAGUGCGUCCCAGGCCUCGGUGCUGCAGAACCUCCGCACGGCCAUGCGGCGACAGAUGCGCCGGCACGCCUCCCGCCGCGGGCCCUCCCGCCGCCGCCUGGGCCGCCUCUGGAACCGGCUCUUCCACCGGCCGCGGGCGCCGCGGGGACAGAUCCCACUGCUGACGGCCGCUCGCACCUCUCAGACGGUGCUGGGCGACGGGCUCCUCCAGCCUGCGCCAGGGACCAGCCCGGACGCCGCCGCACCCCUUACGGACUCGGGCAGCCCCGCGGCAGCCGCGGAUGGGCCCCCCAGCGCCCCGGGCCGGGCGCCAGAAGUGGGACCUGCCGGGCCGCCCGCCUCGGGCCGGCGGGACCCGGGCUGCAGGCGGGGGGACAAGGACAGAAAAGCCUGCAGGGACCCUCCCGGGGACAGCCCGGCCGCCGCGGACAUGCCUCGGGAGCCCUGCUCGGCCCAGGACCCUCAGCCCGCGGCUCCCACUGCCAGCAGCACCCUGGGCCCCCACGCACCAGAGCCACUGGGUGUCUGCAGGAGCCCCCCGCCACCCUGCUCCCCAACGUUGGAGGCCAGCGACGAUGAGGCCCUGCUGGUCUGCUGACCCGCCGGCCGGCCGUGCUGGUGACCGCCACAGCCCCGCUUUGUAACCAGGGAAUACACAGUCGUUUCUACCCUG